This is a messenger RNA of Meloidogyne enterolobii, 1365 nucleotides long. NCBI's taxonomy places the organism in Eukaryota, Metazoa, Nematoda, Chromadorea, Rhabditida, Meloidogynidae. The record is from the annotation of a GenBank genome assembly.
AUGAUGGCAGGAAAACGUCCAGCAUCUCACUAUAUUAUGGAACAUUCAAAAUUUGUUGAAGGGGACAGCAGUCCAGAAGAGGAAAAUAUAACAAAUAAUCAAUUGUUUGGAGAAUCUAAUUUUGCUAGUAGUCUGUCCGAUGGAGAUUCUCAAUACACAACAGACUUUACUAGUGUUUCUCAACAAAAUCAUUUUGCUUCUCGUUAUGCUCUUCAAAAUCAACAUAAUAAAGGGGCAAAUUCAAAGCCUUAUUGGACUCGUGAAAAACGUAAACGUUAUAGACGUCAACGCUCACCUCCAUCAUCUUUUCUUUCUUCUACUUUUGACGAUACGGAAGUUUCUAUGUCGGUGGAUGUGAUCACGGUAACAUUUAAUAUGGAUACUCGUCGUCCUUUUGGAAUGUCUGUUGUUGUUAAACGAAAUCGUUAUUUUUAUGGAAUUGUUGUUCAUGAAGUAUCUCCAAAUAGUCUAGUGGCUUUGGACGGUCGAAUUAAAAAAGGAUUUAUUUUGCUUGAAAUUAAUGGAAUUUCAUUAGACGAAUAUGAAACACCUGAAGCUGCUGUUAAUGUUCUUUCAACUGCUGUUCGACAAGCUGUUGAAAGUCGAGGCCAAUUAAAAUUAACUUGUUCUCGUGGAGAUGUGCUUACACCUGCAAAUAAUAUUUUUCGUCCACCACAAUCGGAGCCUGUUAGACCUAUUGACCCUACAGCUUGGGUACAGCAUACUAACGCUGCGCGUGGUUUGGAUGCUUUGAUGAUUGCACCUCCAGUUAUAUCUCCAUCUAUGCUAAUUCCUACAAAAACUUCAAUUUAUGCAAAUGCUAUGGCUGCUGCAAACAAUAAUAAUAACAACAUAAUUGCUGCUGUUGGAAAAGCAGCAGUAAUAAACUCAACAAAUUACCAACAACAACAACAUUUUAUUCCUCAACAACAAACACAACAACAACAACAAAUAAUUACGUCAGACGGCCUAAAACUUAUUAAAAACCCGUCGACAGAGAUAACAACAUCUUCCGGAAAUAGUUCGUUAGAAUGUUCGAUUGGGCAAAAACAUGUUGAAUUAAUAAAACAACAACAAACACAACAACACGAACAACAACAAUUAAAUUUAAUCCAAACAUGUUCCGGAAAGUUUUCCGGAAAACAAUUAAAUUUAAAAGAAGAAAAGAAACAAAGAACAAAAACAAUGUUUGGAGGAGGAAAAAAAGUUGGUAAUGGAGGUGGGGGAGGGGGAAUUGGUAAUGUUUUGAGACGUUUAUUGUGUGUACAUUCAAGUGCGAGCCCGCAAAGCAGUAGUGAUGAAAAUAAGAAGAAGAAAAAUAUUAAAAGAAGUGCUUCUAAUAAAGAAGGAAAAGGGAAAAAAUAA